Molecule: messenger RNA, 2771 nt
Organism: Amoebophrya sp. A120
Lineage: Eukaryota; Dinophyceae; Syndiniales; Amoebophryaceae
Source: the annotation of a GenBank genome assembly
CACGUUUACAAUAAAAGCGAACCCCCCGGUCCGGUUGCAGCUACUGACGCAUGCUUACCAUGUAGCGACCGGUUUACAUCUUGACAUAUUUCAUCGUCUAGUUCUUGUGCGCUUUGCUUUUCCUUUGCUUUUGUAGUUGGUCGUACCCCGUCGUAUCUCCACGACAGCAUUUAUUUUCAUAGGAAUCUACUUCUCAUUAAAUUUAAAUAAUUGAUCUGUUCGACAGAACGAAUACAAAACCCGAUGCCUCACGGGACCGACGAAUUUUUUUCGGCAGCGGCGCUGGGCGCAGCAGCUGGUGAGGCAUCGCCCUCCUAUACGGCAUCUACGGCAACGUCGGUUUGUUCUGCCGAACCGCAGAAAUUUGUUUCCGGUGCCGGUACGCGUGAUAUUCCGCCAAACAAGAAAGCAAUUUUCGACGAGAAAUUGCUUCACGACUUUCUCGAGAACCGGCUAGGAACGAAAAAGGAGCACGCGAACACGAUAUGGCGCACGUUGCUGAAGUCCGGCGGCGAUUUCGACGCGCUGCGGGACAUCCCGACGUUUCCGCCCCGGGUGAUACCGCUGCUGAAGGAAGAGUUUGCCUACUGCACGUCCUACGUCAGCUGCAUGGAGCAAAGCGCGUUGGACGGAACCAUCAAGCUGCUGAUCAAACUCUCCAAUGGCAGCGAGAUUGAGGCGGUUAUCAUCAACCACACCGGGGAGGACAUGAACAGCGCGAUAAACAUGGUGCGCAGCGGCAAGGAGGAGCAGGACGAGGAGGGCAAAGCCAAAACGCAAAUGCUGCCAGGAACAAGGACGUCUUCAAAUAAAGCGACUUCUUCUACUUCCGCAUCCAAUACAACCAAGACGUCCACCGCGACGGAGAACCAUACUAUGCUGCGCGAGGACAAGAUUUACACCGAGCGGGGGAUCAUCGAGACGAACAAGCCGCGCAUCGAGAUGCGCAAAACCCUGUGCGUGUCCUCGCAGGUGGGCUGCAAUCUCGGGUGCACCUUUUGCGCCACCGGGACCAUGAAACUGGAAAAGUCGUUGAGUGCCGGCGAGAUCAUGGAGCAGCUGUUGCUGGCCGACCACGUGUUGAGCGUGCUGACGAAGGAAAAGACCGCAUGUCUGAACGAAACUACGAGUACGCAGGCUGCUAGCACUGACGACAUGAAGUCGCCAACCUCUAGUACAGCUGGGACCAGCACGACGAGAACACACCAGCGAACAAAUUUCAAGCCCGACCUAGCUACGCAGCCUGCGCGCCAGACGAGCAGCACGUCCCGGUCCGACCUGUUGGAACGGAUUGCGGGCGAGCGGCACGCGUAUUUCGGUAGCUUUAUCAGCAACGUGGUGUUCAUGGGGAUGGGGGAGCCGUUGGAGAACUACGACAGUGUGGUUGCCGCCCUAAAGGGGAUGUGCAGUCAGCAGCGGUUCGGGCUAGGGUACCGCAAUUGCACCGUGUCGACCGUCGGGAUCAUACCGCGCAUGCGGCAGCUGUUCACGGAGUUGCCCAACGUGAAGCUGGCUCUCUCCCUGCACGCGCCGAACCAGGGUCUGCGGAACCAGAUCGUGCCGGUGUCGAAAAAGUACCACUUGCCCGAGCUGAUGGACACGCUGGACGAGUACGCCAAGAAGCACGCGACGGACGGCAAGCGCAAGGGGUUGGUGAUGAUUUCCUACGUCAUGAUAGACGGCGUCAACGACACCAAAGAGUGCUGUGAGGAGCUGUGUGCCUUGCUGAAAAACCGGCAGGUGCUGGUCAAUCUGAUCCCCUUCAACCAGUUCGAUCCCUACGCGAAUCAGCCGGCCCGCGGGGGGAAGAAACUGAAGUCGCACCCGGCAGAGCACUACAGACCAAGCAAGCCAGAGCAGAUUGUCUGGUUCGCCAGCGAAAUCGAGAAGAGCGGGAUCAAAGCGUUUGAAAGGUACUUCGGACUUUUUUUGGCAGUCGAGAUUCAUCACGUCGGCGACGCUACGAUAUUUGAUUUUAGUAGAAUUUGAACUUACAAUGACGGGGGAGAGAAUUGAACAUUCGUUUCAUGUUUAAAGUCACUUGAUGUUGAUGUUGAGACCGAAUUUUCCAAAACAGGCGACCCCACGGUCGGGAUAUCAGCGCAGCGUGCGGCCAGUUGGCGAAAAUUAAGAAAACGGACAACUCCGUCUUCGAGGAGGUGGGGGAGAUCGAGGGCAACCAGAAAAAGUACAUCAACAAGGUUGUUCCGCUUUCGAGGGAAGUGGUGCGAACCAAAAAGAACCAGGACGGCGGUGCCGGUGCGACGACACUAGACACGGUUUCGGAGUACUUCACCCAGGUGCAAAGCAACUGGAAUUCGUGGGUGGCCAGCGUGGGCACGAGUGUGCAGGCCACGUUUUCAUCCGGUGCUAGUAGUGAUUCUAGCUACCAGAAAGCGGCGUUCGAAACGAAGUCGCGAAACGACUCGGACAAGGAGGAACUGGACGGCGAACUGGAGUCCAGCAUGAGCUGGACCAGCCUGACCUCCCACGUCAUACCCAUCGCGAUUUCGGUGGCCGCUGUCGCCGGCGGUGUCGCGCUUGCAAACGGAGCCGGGAGGAGAGGGAAGUAGGUCGAGCUCAACUUUUCGUUUAUUGGUGGUGAACCACUACUAGCUGCGCACAACUUGUAUGUGUGGAGAGCAAUAAACAAAGAAACGUACUCCCUCAACGAUACCUCUGCGCGCUAUUGCACUCGAUCUGUACAACGUUAUUUUUCUCGCGGCCUAGUCAGACACUGACACAUCAACAUGAGAUCCAGCUCAAAGACG